UCAAGAUGGAGGAUUCCAGUGAUAAGGAAGAUAAUACAGAUACUAGCGAAUUAGGAUGGUAGGAACUUCGAAGAAUGAAAUAUUAUGAGAAAUAUUCAUUGUAGUAAAAUACUUAGUUAAUAAUAAUCAUUUCUCCUAUUUUGAGGGCUUAUUUUUUAUAUAUUUUUUUAUUUUUCAAGGCAUUCAGAUUUAGUAAGUGCACUUUCAAAACAAACCGAUAUCGUACGACUUCGAGAAAUAUGCCGUGGUCAUGUUAUCCCUGGUGAAUGUAGAGCAAAUGUUUGGCAGGUUUGAUGAUACUUUACAAAUUUAUCACAUGCAGCCGCUAUUUAAUAGGCUAGUCAUUGUACAGUAUUAAAUUACAAAUAUGAGUACAUUUGUCUAUUAUUUUAAAACCGAGGUCAAUGAUCAUUUUAUAUAUUGUACGAUUCGAAACAGCGUUAUAAUUAGCCAAAUUCAUAUUAGGGACGGGAAACUUGUCUUAGACGGGAAACUCGUCUUAGACGGGAAACUCGUCUAAUAUGAAUCCGGGGGCAGACGAGUUUCCCGUCCGAACUUUCCCGUCUAACUUACCCAUCUAAACAGACGGGAAAGUUAGACGGGAAUCCAUCUAGACGGGAAACUCGUCUUAAAUUCGAAUUUAUCCGUCCCUAAAUUCAUAUUCAGGCGGGUUUUCGCGGACGAGUUUCCCAUCUAAGACGAGUUUCCCGUCCCUAAUAUGAAUUCGGCUAUUGUUCAUCUUGUACUUGGCACAAAUGGAGCCCAGAAUUGAGAUUUCAUGCUCAAAGUAGUCUACACAGAAAAUAUCUUGUUUGGACAGUCUGGCUGCAAGUUGUACAAUGUUUUGAAACAUUUUUUUGUACACAAUAUUCCUGACUGGAGAUUUCAAAAAUUUAAUAGUAUUAUAGUAAAUAAUUAUAUAGAAAGCAUCAAAAUUGCGCAGCCGACUUGUACACAUUUGCCUGGAAUUUGCAGUGAAAUUUUUCCUGCUCCUGAGAUGGUAUUCGAUGAAAUAUUAAUACCAUUGUCUGGUCAUCUGGUAUGAUUGUACAAGAGUGAGGUAUAAUGGGUAAUGCCAGGAAAGAUCUAUGGGACAUUUGUGCUACCCAAUGAGGGAGAGGGGAUAAUAAAAUAAUAAUAAAUAUAAUAAUAAAAACCCCAAAUGUGACUGGACAAUGCUUAAAGUUAAGUUGCCAAUGACCACCCCCCACCAAGACCUGGCACAAUCACAACAGAAUAACAAGAAAAAAACAGCAACACUUACCAGCCCACUGAAGGCUUGGUGAGGGUAAACUAACUCUAACAUGUCAAGCAAGUAUGACUGAUAACACACAACCAAUCAUACAACAACCAAUCAUACAACAACCAAUAAUACAAAACAAAACUGGCAAGCAGCCGGAGAGCCGGCCAGCAGCUGGAGAGACAACUGAUGACUGCAACUGCAUGUCCGAAGCCAUCAACGGCUAUGGUAUCAAGAGGCCAGUGUAGUCAUACCUGCAAAUGUGCAUCACACAUACACCACCCCUGGGAGAAAAGCAAAAAAUCAAUGCCCACACAUGUUGGAAGGGAAACAUGUGAACAUGCAGCGUGACACACAGUUUGCAACUGAGCUCAACAAACCCCAAGCUCUCCCUCAGGGUCACCUCCCAGCAUCCUAUUUGUCAGUAAGAAUAAAUAACAUAUAAAUGAACACACAGCACAACUCAUGCUUGAUGUUAAUUAUUUUUAUUGUAUAAACACAUUUAAUAUCUACGAAGUGGUAUACAUAAUGUGAACUUGUGGUAGCAAUUGCCAACUGUAUUUCAUUGCUAUGGAAAUAAAUGUGCAUUGCAUGAGAUAAUGCAUUUCUAAAGUUUGAAUAAUUAAAAUUUUCAUAACAUGACCAUGCAUGCACCAGUGCUGGACUCUUUAGCUCAGAGAGGUCAGUGUGCUUCACCAAAAUCACAGUCCUGCAUUUUAUGGUACAUUAACUGCCGCAUUUUUGCAAAAUAUUAUGUUUAUGAAUAUGUUCACAUUCAUUUCAUCUCUAAUUCCUUAAUUCAGUAGCUAGCUUGCUUUUAACACAAGGGAAAUGUGUGAUCCCAACUUCACAGCCAUGAUAGUAUAUAUACAAGUACCUACACUGAAAACCAACCAUUUCAUUUAUACACUGUAGGUGUGUUUAAAUGUAAGUGAUAAGCCAAAUCCACUUCAGCAAUGGGAUGAAAAACUAGACACUCCAGAUCAACAGAUUAUAAAGAAAGAUUGUCAGACAUAUACAGGUAAGUUAAACUACCGGGUGGCGCAAAAAAAAGUUCACGCGUUUGAUUUAGUACAGCGAAAAAACUAUAAGUGUUACGUUCCUCAAAUAAAUGUUAUCCUAUACAGGAAGGCCUAACUUAAAUUUUGAUGUAUAACACAUGCAUUUUUGUUUAGUAUUACCCAAGAUAUUGGUAAAUCAAUUUGAAUAUGCAAUUUCAAAACGUUCCAAAAUUAGCUGAAAAUAGCCUAUUAAAUACGAGUAAAGGAAUUAACGAUAUAUAAAGAACACAACGGCAGUAAAUAACGCGUUUAUCAUGGAAAAUUAAAUAACUAUAUUCUUGCACGUGUGACCAUACUAUCGAACGAAUUAACGUUGGAUUUAUUUGCUGGUCAAAGUUAUGGCAAUCCGCAAUAAUCGCUUCACGAAGCUGUCUCAAAUUGUUCGGUUGUUGAUCUAAUUUAAUUCCCUGUAGCUAUGGGACAUGGAAUACUGCGAAGCAAUUCUUAAUUAAAAGAGCCAUCUUUUUCGAAAUUUUGUUGCUUUUCAAAUGAUAAUAAAACAAAUAAAUAAAUAAGGAAAAUCAUUCGUUACACGUUUCAAUUCAAAUUAAAUUCAUAUAAGCGAAUAUGUCUGACGAAAUUCUAAAAUUUAUCAAAACAGUUUAAUAGGCCAUUUUUAGCCAAUUUGUCAGAUUUUCAAAACUUCGUUCCAAAUUUUAUUUGGCGAUAUCCCAGUCAAUAUUGCACGUAAAUAAACAUGCUAUAGCUCAAAAUUUAAGUUAGACUAUUAUAAAUACAGCUACGUUUAUUUCAGGGAUGUAACCCUUAAAGAUUGUUCGCUGUACUAAAUCAAACAGUUAUACUUUUUUUUGCGCCACCCGGUAUUAAAGGGUAAAGGUGCAUAGGGGUGCAGUGGAUAGAAAAUUUUACUAUCUGGCCAUAUACUAGAUAUAGUUAAAAAUAUCCGUCUGGUUAUAUCCAGAGAUUGGUUAAUACAUUAGAUUCAGGCCAAAUCAUUCAAUGUUAAAUAGCGGUUAGUAUGAUUUUCUUGUACUUUAUAAACCAUAUUACAUCAUUUUUAACCUGAAAAGAAUUGCCUGGACCUUAAGUAGUAUAAUUACAUACUAGGUGAUUAUUGACAAUUCUCCAUGCUGAUUGUUUGGCAUUGAGGUGAUAGCUAGUAGAGAGUUUAAGCUUCGCGUUAUACGUCAAACGGCAAACCCCAGGCAAAGAAAAAUUUUACAGUAUCAAGCAAUAAAGAGUAAGUGAACUUGCUGUUUUAAAACUGAAAUACAUAAUUAUUCUUUCGAUGCAAGAAAGAAAAUAUGAAACGAAAACGUUCAACGAACAUUUUUGCCAAGAAAGUUCGAACCUGCCGUUUGCUGUUCCCAGAAACGUGAAGCUUAAACUCCCUAAUAACACACUGAAUAAUCAUACACCUAAGCAAUUUACGAAAUGGCGGCUGAAGCCCUUUUGAUGAUGAAAGAGGCCUAGUGCUUGGCCUUUCUGGUGUUUGAAUAGAACUCAACAUACAUGUACAAGUCAAUAUUGCAGUUAUAUAAAUUGCUUUUCAUCCUACAAAAGGUAGUAACAUGUGAAUCACAUGUUCCAUGAUUUUCUGUACUAUGUUUAUGGUGUUUCAAUUUUAGGCAAAGUAAUUCUGGAUGAUUGUGAGAUUGACAGUGUCGUUGAGGACAUGGAGAAAAUAAUAACAUUCUACUGCAAGACAAGAAAUGAAAGAUACAGAUCACAAAACGGAUGGGUAGAGAUGCUGCUGCCAUUUGUAUCCCUAGGUCUGCCCACUGGAGACGUUUAUAAUUUAUUUUAUGCAAUGCAUUCAAAAUAUAUUCCAAGGUAAUACCUUGCUUUAAUUUGCAACACACAUACUGUAUAGCCAAAUCAACUGUUGUGUAAUCCAUUUCAACUUGGAUCCGCUCAUUGUUCACUUGUUAUAGUUGUAGUUUCAAAAAGAAACUUAAAGCAUCUUGAAAGACUAAACCUUGUAUUUGAAGGUGACAAUGCUGGAGCUGUAAACUUGUCUGUCCUGAAUGUUGUCGUGUAAAUGUAAUGUCAGUUCGUAUUUGCUAACUCAAAUUUGUAUAUAGCCUUAUAACCUAAUAUUUUUAUUGUCUUGUAAAUUAUUUGCAUCACACUUGGUAGCCUAUAGUGCCUAUAGGAAAUGUUCCUCUUCCCUAUAGAAGCAGGGUGCGAUAAUUCAAGAUUUUUAGUCGUAUUGCGGCGUACUUGCGCUAGUACAAACUCAGUACUCAAUGUGUACUUAGUCUUUAAAAUAAUGUUCAUAAAGUACAGGUUUCUGACGAAAAGUAUGUUCAGAGGUAGAAAAAGAAGCACAAUUGCAACAAACAAUCGACUCCAACGUUUCUUAGUGCCAUCAGUCCAAUCAUGUUUCAUGCCAAGACAUCUCAGACACAUGAUACACCAACUAAAAUACGAUAUUGAAUACCUUGGGCUUGGAAAGGUUAUGUGAUACCAGCAAAAAGUAAGUACGCAGAUAGCAAGAGUUCCGCGAAACACAGAAGUACUAGACUGAAAACAAAGAAGUACCAGAGCGUAAUAUUGGCGUACCUCCGCUAGUCCGGUACGUAAGUACGCGAAUUAUCGCACCCUGUAAUAGAAGCCUUUAGGCAUCUAUAGAGCUCUAUAGGCUUAUAGGCAUCCCCAUAGAUAACCUAUAGAAAAUGUUCCAAUUGCCUAUAAAAACCUAUAGGUUUCCUAUAGGAACCUAUAGGCUGGCCUAUAGGCUGGCCUAUAGGCUGGCCUAUAGGCUGGCCUAUCGACUUUUUGUAAGGGAUAUGCGUUUAGCUGUAAGUUUAUUGCAGACGAUAGGACCUUCACUAGCAUCAUCGAAGAUUUUUCCAAUAUUUUUGAAAUUUUUCAGAUAGUGACAUCUUUCAACCAACUAUACAUGACAUUGUUCAAUGCUGCUUACAUUGGAACUCAACAUUUAAGAUAUUUUCUAUUGUGUUUGUCAGGGAAUGUCAUAAUGAAGGAAAACCAUUUCAUCUUUUCCGUUUAUUACUGCAAUAUCAUGAUCCUGAAUUAUGUUCAUUAUUGGACUCGAUGAAAUUGUUUCCAGAUCAAUAUGCUCAGAAAUGGGUUAGUCUAUACUGAUUACUGGUAUAUUAUAUUAAAUUAUGUUGAUUUGUGUUACUCAAAAAAAUUGAAAUGUCCUGCACGACCAACAGUCAAAAAAUUUCGGACAACAUCGUGAGGCAAUUGACCCUAGAAGUGCUUAUACGUCACGCAAUUUCCAAUCCAUCUAAACAUUUAGUUCCAAUCCAUCUAAACAUUUAGUUCCAAUCCAUCUAAACAUUAGGUAUACGCAAUGCAAUGUGGGAUACAUGUGGGUCAAAUAUUUACUGUUUGACAGUGACGUGACGUAAGGACUUCUAAGGUCAAUUGUUUAGUGCAUGCAUAACAUUAGAUAAAUGAAUUAUCCAAUAUUCCGGUGUAUUCAUGCUGGAAGACAGGCGUUUUCUGUUUAAAACAUAUUGAUCAUUGAAACGAUUAUGUCAGUGUACAUGUACAAUAAAACUAUCAAGUUUAACCGAAUUGUUUUUGGUUACCAAUACGCCAUUUUAUGCUAAUUUUUCGCAUUGUCAAAAAUACAUUAAUUAAUAGCUCAGUCAAUACUGCAAUAAAAUCAAAAUUAGGCCUUUCUAAAUUCAAAAUUAUGCCUUUUUAAAACUUAUUUGAAUGAAAUAGCUAUUCUAGUUUUCACGUUACAUCAAACAACGUAAUUUUUGUGGGGGACACCCGCGGUAAUAUAUAUUUUGUUUGUAUUUAUCUUCAAAGUUUCGAAGUCUGUUUGCGGCAACUUGUGAAUCAAGUGUUGUGGAAGCGAUGUGGGAUGUUUACCUGCUGGAAGAAGAUCCAUUCUUAGUAUUUUUUCUCGCACUUGUUAUGAUUAUUAACGCAAGGUUGAAAUUGGUUUUAUUGUUUCAAUUAAUUACAGUGAAACAUGCCUAAGUAUGUUUUCAGAGGUUUUCUAGUGAAGGGGAGCAUAGACGAACUUUCUGUGGGGAAGGGGGUGCGCACCCCGCAAAAAAUGUUUUACACCCCCUCAGAAAGUUUUCCAGUCCCACCUAGAGAAAUUUGCACUCCCUCGCUCACCUCGCCCAGAAUUUCCGACACCCCUCCCAGAGCAAAAUCUGAGAAUCAGUCUAUGAAGAGGAGAGGAUAAAACUACUUAGUAUCGCACAGUAAAAGUGCUACAUUCGCUCUGUCUUAGUCAAUCUCAUAGCUCAGAGCUAUUGUGCCUUAGUUUGAUAUCAAAUCUCGUUUCCAUGCUCUUCCCUUUUGUGGAUGUUUUGAUCGUUUGAUUAUUCACUGAAACCCGUUAGGGACUUUCAGUAAUUGUCCUUCUUUAAGCAAUUUAUAUCCAUUUCUACCUAUGUUAUGAAAUGUUAUUAACAUCAUUAUUGCUACGUAUUUUUAGGGAAGACAUAACGACACCUGGACAAGAGAAGUCCGAUAUUUUAGGCAAGUGUUUCUACUCUUUGCCCUUUGGACCUUCCUUUGUACAGCUUAUGACGCUAAGCAUAUAGGGCCUGAAGCCACCGACAAAUUGAGGUAGAAAUGACUGUGACAGUCGUUCAUUCAUCUUGAUACUUUUUUGUCAUAUUUUAGACAUCAUAUCGGAAUUUCCAUCACAACUAGCGGCAGAUGAUAUCGAAGAUUUCUGUUCGUUAGCACAAUAUUAUUCAUCAAAAACACCGCAGUCAUUUAGGAAGGUACGAUUUUGCAUACAGUAUUUUCAAAAUUGAUUUUACGGUUAUUUCCGUACAUUUAUAUAGUCUCUUUUUCGUGGGAUGUGUAAAAUCAAAACAAGCAGUACUAUUGACGACAUGAGCGUGUUGUAUCGAAUAUACAAACUCGAGUCGAAGGCUUGUGAAAGGUUUUGAUGAGAACAUUCGUAUUAUUCUUCAACAAUUUAAAGUGCCUAUGACACCAAAUUUCACCCCAAAUGUUUAUGAUUGCAUUGUAAAGAUCACUUAAAAUGACUUAAUAAUUUCUUUUAUAGAAUUUUGGUAACUUGCUUCCUUUGCAAGAUAUUCAACUUUGUUUCAUAUGCAAAUAUCACCGGUGUGACAUCACAUCGCAUAAUGACAUUUUGAAAACGCAAUAUUUUACCUUGAUAAAAUAUGUUUACAAACAAAUACAGAGGGUUAAUUACCAGUUAUGAAAUUAAUACAUAUACAAUGGCAAUUUUAAAGUUUUCUAGAUACGUAUUCGUCAAAAAAACUAUUACUUCUCUUGUAUUGUAAAGAUCACUUAAAAUGACUUAAUGGAAGUCAUUUUAAGUGAUCUUUACAAUACAACCAUAAACCUUUGGGGUGAAAUUUCGUUGUCAUAGGCACUUUAAAAUAAAUGAUUGAUAUUUGGUGAGAAAAUUGAACUUAAAGUUUAUGUAAAUCAGCAUGAUUUUGUAUCAGAUAUACAAACUCCUUCACGGUCAUGAUUGCUUUUGUGUUUUCGUCAUGAAUUAUUAAUGAGUUUCACAAUAACGGAUUUCAAAAUAGAUUAGUGUUGAUUAUCUUAUCACAACAUGUGCUGGAUAUACAGAGCGUCAUAUACAGUAUUAAUUUAUUUUGGAACUUAUACUAACAGUAACUUGGUUGUACGUAUAUGUCGAUUCACCCACAAGGUAUUUAUUUUCAUCUUUCCACCAGCAAUAUUAUGGUCAGUUGUUCGGUGUUAAGACAUUGAACGCUCACAAUGUUUCUCAAGCGUUAUGUUUGCCAGUAUCAAUUGAUGAACUGCUACAAUCUCACAAGAAUAAGGUAUUUAUUGUCCUCUUGUUGUCAGUGGCGGACAUAUGGGCGAAUUCGGUUGCAAAUAUAUAUCAUAUCAUCAUAACAUAAUACAACGUUACCACCUUUUGUCGCUGGAAAUCUUAGUUUCUUUAAAUUUUUGCCGUAAAUGUCAUGAAAUACAUUAUUAUACAUAAUUUAUAACCUAGCAGUGCUUUCAUGGUUGAAAAAUUGUUGUAACAACUUUACAACUUUAAGCUAUCGUUCAGAAAUUCUGAAAUUAUUUGGGGGCUAGUUUGGAUAUAUUAUUCCAUAGUGAACAGAAUACAUGCAAGCUUCGAAAAACUCACAUAAUUACUUAUAGUAAGAUUUCACUUACACUGCACUUCUAUUAAGUUUCUAAACCUUGUAUGGUAUGAUGAUAUUAAUUACGAUUGCUCCCAUAUGUUUUGUUAACCAUUCAGAGUGAUGAAAUUCGGUAUUUUGUCGUGGAUUGUCGACCUGCAGAACAAUAUAACAGUGGACAUCUACCAACCGCUUUUCAUCUUGAUGCUAAUCUAGUGAGUGCUAUGUUGCAGUAAUAAUAUGAUACAUAAUUUAUUCAUAUUUCUGUGUUUUCCGCUUUGUAUGUCAUUGCUCUGAAGAUGUCUUAAGUUAAAGACGAAACGUUCGCUUUCUAAUAAAUAUUUUCAAACUAUAUUUUUGUUGACUCUUUUACGUAUUUUCUGCUGGGCAUUAAUAUUUAUCUUAAGAUUAUACAUAUGAUAGUUUUACGACCUUUUCUGGGUCGCCAACAACCUAGCACGAGUCAUAAACACUGAUCACCUUAAUUGUCUUAUGAAGCGAAUCAUUUAGGUUGGUAUUUACUCCCUUUUCUUAGAGGCAGGACCGUCAGGAAUUUUUACCGGUUCGGGAUAAUUUUCCUCAAAAGAGAAUCAAGAGAAAUCACAACAGUGAUGCUAGAAGCAAAACUGUCACAACUUGCGACAAAAUGUUCAUACGUAAUUUGCUGCUCUGAGAUAACAUUAAGUAAACAUUAUUACUAGGUCCAUUAUUUUUGCAGCAAUUUUGUUGUUCGUAUUACUUCACCUUCACUCAUAGUUUUAAUAUAUCCGACUAGAUGCUGCAAGCACCGUCAGACUUCUCCACAACAGUGCAAGCAUUAUUUUCGACACAAAGACAGUCAGUUGCUGCAGAUUCAGCAGCUGGGGGAGAACAUCUAUGUUUCAUGGGAUCAGGAAGGGAAGAGGAAGAUCAAUAUGUCAAUAUGGUUGUGGCCAAUUUUUUACAAGUAAAUAUCCAUACUCUUCCUCAACGUGUAUUUCACUACAGAGUGGGAUCAGUGGUUAGAGCGCUGCACCGGAAUCGCAUUAUCACAUGACAGAAGGUUCAAGCUGGAUGGCCUAUAGUUACAUUUUUUCGCGGCUAUUCUCGGUUAGAUCUAAAAUUGUAUAGAAAUUUUCGUUUGAAAAUUCUAUCUACAAAAUUCCCAUCUAUACAUCCAGCUCAACCUCGUUCCCAUGAGCAUAUAGGAAAGAGCCUGGGUACGAGGUCGCAUCCAGUUCUGUCGAACCAAAUGCCCAAAAUCUUGAUAAACUCAAUCAAACUGGGAUUUAAAAAAUGCUCGUUGCGGUGUAAGAGAAUUGUCAAAAAUUCGUGAUGAUGUUAGUAGGAUUAGGAAAGAUGUCGAAAGAAAGUGAAAAAGGGUAUCAACAGAAAACUAUAAAAAUGUAAAUAAACAUAUUAUGUCUAAAUUAUGUACAAACAAAUCAAAUUUAAACCAUAAAUCCUGUGUGAUGCUUUACCGUGGAUUAAACUUUACUUUGCAGGAAUCUUUGCAUCAUUAUAUGCAACUGCAGUUCAUGUGCUGGUACUGGUGAAGUACUAUUGCCUGGCUAAUACGCAUUUAUAAUUUGUGUUUUAGAAAAAGACUAAAUAUAUAAGUUUGGCUAAAGGUGGAUACAAAGGUAUGGAGUAAGGCCUUGUAGACCAUUGCUGAAGGUUUCUCAAAACAUCACUCAAAUUACGUAUUUAUUUUGGAGACUUCUGCCAGUUAUGAUUAAUUCCGUUGUAGAAUUUGCGAUUACGUUUUAAGUUAAGGGAAACAUGGUAAAUCUGGAAACAUAUUUCUCUUAUACUUCCCCAAUCAAACCCUAUCCCCAACCUGUUAAUCUCAUCAACCUCUAUUUUACCAUUCAUUUUCUUUGUGUGGAAACACCAAUAAUCAAACACAUAAUAUUCAAGAUCAAUUUACCACUUUAGCCUACUGCAUCGUUCUCCGCCCCGGCUAGGAUAGUGAUUAUCCCUGUCCGUCAACACUGCAUAAACCAGAGUCAGAAAUUAAAUCAAUUUAACCAAUACUUUAACCAAUACUAAUAUUUAACUAAUAUCAUUUUCAACAAGAUGUAUUCGGAACAGGCUUGUAGCAAAUCAACACGCUGUAGCAAUGUUGUCAUUCAUCAAGUUUGUCAUACAAGGUUGUUACUUUCAACUUAUUGGUACAAGUCUGCUACAACUUGUGCGUUUUUAUGUGUUUAGCUGGUAAUUUUCGUGGAAAUGACGAUCCCAGCUACGGAACAUUUUGGCUUGCACUGUUGGCAUUGAUUGGUUAUAUUAAUUAGUCUUUCAAUUUAGUUUAUGAUGUUUUGUAUUGUCGUUAAUAGUUCUUCAUGAUAUGUUAAUCGAUGAUCUUGCAAAUAGUCUAGCUGAUCACGUGCUCUCCUCGUGCAUUGCGUGUUCUCCUCAUGCAUCAACGCCAGAGAAUGAGGUUUGUUCAAGUCAAUUGUUAGGUUUAAAAUGUUAAUCAACUUCAGACUCUUUCAUGAGUGGAAAUGUUGGGUCUUACAAUACAUUUGGGAAUUUCAGAUGUUGCGUUUGUGUUUCCAAUGAAGCGCUGAGGGUAUGCUGAAUCGUAUAGAGUCACACAGUAUGUUGUUUUGGGUUUAAUUAAUUGCGUACAUUAAUUUUCGGAAAAUAUUAUUUAAUUUAUUCGAAGUGAACGUACAAUUGUGCGUAAACUAUACACAUACAUUAUUUGGUAUAUAUGUUGUGAGUAGUUAUGCUCAUGGCCUUUCAGCGAAAUUCGGGGACCCGGGGCAAAUUUUAAUUUUGGGGCCCCUAUUUUUCCCAAAAAUAUUGGGGGGGGGGGGUUAACAAUUUUUUUCCGGACAUUAAAAAAUAGUCAAAAAAAUUUUCCGGACAAACAGCAGUUAAAUUAGGGAUAAAAAAAAUUUUCCCGGACAAAUUCCUGUUAAAACAUGGAUAAAACCCUUUUCUACCAACAUCUGUAAAAUGUAGGUUUAGAAAUUUUUUCUCGUACCAUUAUUUAUAUGAAAAAACGUUCCAAAUUAUUUUUUUAAUUUUGGGGCUCCCUUAAACUGGGGGCCCGGGACAAAUUGCCCCCUUUGCCCCCCUCUCUGAAAGGCCCUGGUUAUGCUUGUUAUUAAAGUGAAUAGAUAAAAUAAAAGAGUAGGGCAACUGGCGCAUGCGCACAACCAUUUUACCGCAUUUUCUCCGUACAUUACAAACCGGAAGAAUUAGAAUUGAAAGACGUGUUAUGUAUACAGUGGUUAGAAGUGUAAGUAUGAAACAUUUCUUUGUUUUUAUUGAUCAAGUUUGAAAAUUUUCAUUGUAUGUUUGAUACGCUGUUAUUAAACACUACAAAAACCUGGCAAAUUAUAUUUCUUCCGACGCUUACUGAAAUUCCCAAUGCGUCACUGACGUGCAGCAGCUACCGUCUCCAAUUUAUUUAACCGCUGGCUUACGGCAACUAUUUGAAAUUAUUACUCGCAGUAUACAUAUGUAUGUGUGUCUACGAAAUCCCAUGCGGGGUAGUUUUGAGAAGACGCACGUUUAUAACGUAGUUGAAAUGUUUGGUCGCCAACACGAGAGAUGUUUAUAUGUGACGUGGUAAAUCAAGUAUAUACUUAUAGAAGCUGAGUGUAAGGAGUAUGAAAUAGUGGUUGUGUUGCUAUUAUUUUACCACGUUCACCAGUUGGUUAGCUUUUAUUCCUUUGCACGUUCAUGUAUUUUCUAAUGCGUAUUUCCUGGAAGGCUGUGUUUUGUUUCACUUGUAUUUAAUUUCAGUACAAUAUAUGCAUCAUUGUGCAAAGAUCAAGAUUUUCCAUGCCGGUGCGAUUUUGUGACAUAGAGUGCCAGAUAGUACAAAAUACCAAUUCAUUUGGAAUAGUUAAGUAAUCUUAUUUUAGACGAUUUUAAAUUUCACAUACCAUAUAAAAUUUUCACCGAACUACAGCGCUAUAACCAUUAAUCUUUGUUUCAGUACGCGCCGUCACAAACGGCGUAACAACCAGCAAAAUGUAUUGUUCAGUAGAAAGCCUAAAACUGUACAAAAACCUAAUGGCUAAUGUAGCUUGAACUCUUCAAAUUUGCAAUGCCCACACUGUUAGAUAUAGUCACUUGAUUCAUUUCUCUACUGUGUUGAAACCUAAUGACAUGGAUAGAAGUUAAUAUGAUUAUAUUUGUCAACAAACUGCAAAUGAGUGUUUUUGUAUAACUGAUAUUAAUCGUUUAAUUUACAUUAUCAUAAUAGUACAAGUUUUUAGGAGUAUUGGAGCAGUUGACAAAUUGUAUAUAUUUCAUUGAAAAGAGGGAUAUUUUGCUCUAUGGUGUUAUCGAGUUUAAAUAAAGUUUAGAUAUUAAAGGUUGACAUUCGAGGUCGUUAUACGAUGCUACGCCACUGUCUGCUCUAUGACCUUUUUGACUUUUUAAAUGUUGAUAUAAGGAAUGGUCAAUGAUAAUGGUGCCAUCGUCCAUAACGAUGAUUUUAUAAUUUCACACUAUAUGUGUAAUAUGUAUAUUGUUUAUUGUGUGUGUGUGUAAUAUCUGUAUACUUGGUAAAUUGUUCCUGUGAUAAAAAUAAUGUGAAUAUAUAAUGAGCAGUUAGUAACGAGGCGUUUGCGAUCAAGCACCUCGAGCUUCCCGUUCAUACGUCUCACCCUUUGUGGUCGACCGAUUUUGCCAACCUUUCUUCCAAGCUCCUACUUUGCUGGUGACUUUGCUCCCUCAGAACUUCUUUCCUUCAUGCCUCUUCCAAAGUUCCAGAACCAGUUGGAAGAGGUUUUUCACAAAUCAUCCUCUUGUCCCUGCUUCAACCAUCAUCUUUCGUUGGCACUUGUUUAGUCCAAGUCACACGGGUGACUUGUCUCGAUUGGGAUGGAUGAGGUACCAUUGGUUGGCUAAGUUCUAUCUUGCAACAGCCGGCAAAACUUAGAUUAGAAUAAUAACUGUAAUUAGUGGCGUCGUGACUGUAAUAGUCAUAGUGGCACUAGUGUCGUGUUGAUUGAUGUCGUAUUCAAUGUUAAUAUAAUAUUGAUUUGCAAAUUAUAUCAUUUGCAUUGAAGAAUAUCCCCGCCAUGAUAAAUCCAAAGCUUUGCGAAAGAAAUAAACUUGGUGUUUUUUACGAAAAUAAUAAUUUUAUCGUAUUGCCAUGCAGACCCGCAAAGAUCGAGAAUUGUUUCGAUUCUGUUUCGCCAGCUGACCUGAUUCUUAGUGCUUACGCUAUAGUGUAUGUCGGCAUAAUACUUUAUUAGUGAAAAUUCAUUCCAACACAUUUGAUGAGUGGAAUGAUGACGUCCUUGAUUUCGCCGUUUCUUUGUAUGAUCGAUGUUCAGCACAAGUUUGCCAUCUAUUGAUUCUUAACUACUUCAUUUUUAGACCCGGACAGACAUGAACAGAAAAGGAGAUCAGAGCCCUGGAGUAAGUCAUAAAUUUUUCUUUAUAGUAAUGCUUGUUACCUUCAGCAGUGUAGAAAUGUAACUUGUGGCCUUGUAGUCCUGUCACUUCGCUGGAAAAUUAACUGAGUAAUUUAACCUUUGGUUAUAAAAUCGGAUAUUGAAUGAAUAUAAUUAUUAUAAUAAAUUAUGAAUGUCCCAAUCGAGAAUCGAACCCAAAGUCACCGUACCAAUAUUCUGACGACUAAGCUAUUAGGUUGCACUCAGAAUUACCCUGUAUGCAGUUAUUUGCAUACAUACACUCACAGGGCCGUCCCGAGCGGUAUCUGGUUGGGGGAGGGGGGGGGGGGGAAUUCGAAAAUUUGGGGCCUCUUCCUUUCGAGGGCCCCCUCAAAAAAAAUUUCCGAUUAGCGACGGGGAGGGAAAGGUCGACGGUUAAAAAAUGGGGGCUUAAAAAUACUUUUUCAGACUUUUUCGACCUCAAUUUUUCAGAAAAUUCCUUAAUAUUUAACACGUUCCGCAAUUCCAGCAUUCCGGGGCCCCCUCUGGGCAAGUUGAGCCGUCUUUUUUUCCUUUUCUUUGUGGGGUGUUACACCCCCCACCAGUUCCGGCACUGUACACUCAACUCGUUAUAUCUAAUCCACGUACUCGACGAGUUUUAUAUGAUUGUGAAACCAUGUAGGCAGACCAAGCCAGCAAUUGUAUUGCAUGCAUGCAUAAAUCUGAAGCUAUGGGGUUCAGCGUUGGAUACGGCGUUGAAUAUAAACAUGCAUAUAUGGAAAAUUUCUAGAAAGCCUGAGUGGGCAGAAAAAUCUAGGCAGAAAAAGAUGUACUAUACUUCACGACUUUUCAAGCAAAGACCCUUCAUCAGGAGAGUAGAAAGAUCUAAAUGAAACACGCUGCUUCUACAGGAAAAUGCAAAGUUUUCUACAAAGUUGUUGCCUUUAGCCUGCAGUGUAGGAAUAGUUAUUUGUAUAGUGAUUCGUUUUUUUAAAGUUUAAAUUCAAAUUUGUUGUGUUAUUUUAGGCAGGUUUAGUGGGCAUGUUAUCUUCAGCUAUACGUACAAGUAAAACAAAUGUUACUCAGAAGUUCUCUACAUGGAUGUCUGAGCCCCGGGAUGAAGUAAAGUAAGCUCUUCAAGAAUAUAUAAUGUUUUCUCACACACUUAAAAUUUUCAAAAAUAAAAAGACCUUAUCAGUUAACGCACGUUUAUGUCCGUUGCUGUCAUAACUCCUGGAGUUUCACAAUAGGAUCCUUAAAUCCCAAAUUCCAUUUUUUGAGAUUUUCUUACUAUCCCGCACGAUGUUCGUAGAUUUCUUGAAAUCCCGGACUGAUCGCGCAUUUUUUCUUCCUUUCAUCCCGGUUCCCUGUUCCUAAAAAAGAUGCGCCACGCAAAAGCUAUUGUGGAUCUUCUGCUUAGUUACCAAUGACACUAAUGCAGUGAACUCUAUAUAUAUAUAUAUCUGGAAUGAUAACAUUCAGUCAUUUGAUUGUGAAAACAAUGAAGCCUCCAUACCAGUCUUUCACGCGGAUUGGACGUCAGUCUCAGUCCCUCAAACGUCAGGUUUACGCGGAUUGGACGUCAGUUUCAUUCCCUCUCUUGCAAACCGUUGCACGGCCAGUAUAAAUUUGAACGCAAUCACGAAAAAAAAAUUAAAAACAUGGCCAACUCAACCUGCAAUACAUUUUAGGAGCAAACUGUUUUGCUCCUAAAAUUUCCUGCAUUGAGUUCGCUGUCGGAAAAAAGUCGAGGAAAACUUCCCCGUGUGGAGAAAAGAAUCACUUUUUCAAAUAUAUUGUGUCGUACUGUCGUUCUGGAUGCACAAGGAAAGAGAUAUUCUUGCGAGAAAAUUUCAUUUCACAGGUAGGUAAAUUGACUUGCAACUGUGACUUUGCCGUUGCCAUUUUUCGCGAUUGUUUGAAUUGUUUUUUAAUUUACCAGUUUUAUAGUUUUUAGUCAAUACACUGGUACGUUAUUUUUUAAAGAAUUUUAAAUUGUGUGAUCGGAAUUUGCCUGCCAGCAAAAUGUAAAUGAUAUGUACGUGUGUUUGAAUAUAAAUUAGACCAUAUGGGCUUAGUACGUUUCGGAGUAUAACUCCAUCUUCAGGUUUAUAAAAGUGAAUAAAGAUAUAAAAACUGUGAUAAAAAACUUUCAAAACAAUUACAAAUUUUAUAUGUAAGUGAUUUUUAAUACUGAAGAAAGUUCUUGAACAGUUGAUGACGAAGACAAUGACGAAUACUUUAUGUCGUGAUUUUUCUGUCGGCUUCACUUUUCGCUCGCUGUUAUCGUUCCAGAUAUAUAUAUAUAUAGAGUUCACUGCACUAAUGUGAGUAUAAAGUGCAGCACGCAAUUAUACGUGGUUGGGUGGCAACCAUUGGCAACGGAUAUAAACACGUGCAAGGCAUUAGUGCUUCCAUGAUUCGUAGACGCCUCUCAAUUAACCACCUGCAUGUGUAUUGUUAUUCGUUGACACACAGCGCGUGCUUAACAUUUUGAGAUAAAUUAAGAUAAUUCUUUGUUAUUUCUAGGCAUGUAAGCAGUAAUGAUAAAAUGGGUAAAAGAUAUCGAGAAACUAAACCUGUAUUUAGUAUCGAAGAUGACGACGAUGACGCAGGUAUGAUUGUACUUCAUGUAUCUCUAUAGCUCUUUCCUAAGCAGCUCGUGGAGAAAUUUUAUAUCAUGCCACAAGUGCGUGGUCUUUUGGUGUCAGCUAUGAACGAAAUUGUACCUUAUAAAAUAAACUCAGGAUACAAACAGCAUGUUAUAUAUUCGAUCACUAUUUGUCGGUUUAGAGCUGUCCAUGUGGUUGUUCAACUAUAACCAUUCGUUUAAUGAAGCUUGGCUCUCCCAAUGACCGCACUUUUCUCGCCAGCAGACCUGCAGGCGGGGACCUAACAAUUAGACGUGUGCAUCGGAUCGGAUUGGACGUUUAUAAUCCGACAAUUGGCUAAUGUUUAAAAUCCAAUCCGAUCCGAAAUUGUCUAAUCCGAAUCCGGUCCGAGUUUUGAUAAAGAAUUCCGAUCCGAUCCGAAGAAUCCUUUAAUAAAAUAAAUUUCUCAUUCAAGUGGAAAUAUUUAACCAAAUAAUAGUUAUUAUAUAUAAUUAAUUCAUUUUAUUUCGAAUAUCGAAGUCCUAUCUGACUACGAAACAACUUUAUCCCAAUCCGAAAUGAAUAUUUUUGUUCCGAAAUCCGAUCGGAUUCGGAUCGGAUUUGCACACCUCUACUAACAAUAGAACAGAAAUCCAUUUUGUUCUGUUCUUUUUCCUUUAUAUGAAGCAAAUUUAAACUUUGAACAUGUUAAUCAGGAUGGAAAUGGAUUUCUAUUUGACAACUAGUCCCAUCAUAAGAUUGUUACAAUGUCAUUGUAACAAUCUUAGAGAGAUUGUUCUUCGGGAUAUUAAUAUAUAUAAUCAUUAGUAAAUAUACGGACAGUAUAUUGCAUUGUACCGUGAAAUAUCAUUGACUUAUGGUUCCAUAUCUUAAACACUUUGAUGUAUUUUGUCAAUAGAUGAUUUCAAUGCGUCAAGUUCAGAAGAUGAAAUGAAAUACGAAACUGUAAAUAUUAAAACAUGGUUAAAAAGAAAAGAUGUUGUUCAAGUUAUUUCGUCGACGGAGAUAUCAAUGAAAACUAAGCGUGUGCACGAAAGGUAAUUCUAUAAAUGUUAUAUUUUAAUUUGGAUUUUUUAGUCAAAUUGCUUGUGCUCGUUACAGUAUCAUAUCUUCUUGUCUGGGUUCUUGUUCGGUUUCCAGAUCGUUUAAUUCAUUCUCACGUGACGUUACAAAAUUCUAAAGCUGGCUGUUUCAUAUGUAUCGUUUAGGUACUUGUAUCGUUUUUACAAGUACUCAUAAUUAUUUCUUCUUGAGUUACAAAAGAUUUCAAAAGCUGUUAAAACUAUAGGUUAUGCACAAUUUUGUUUUAAAAUUCUUGGGUAGAAAUUAUAGAGAACAUGAAAAUUUAUGAAUCAUUAACGCUUAAAGCUUGAUUGUGUUACUUUAUAUGCAUAUGAAAGUUGCAAUAAACUGACUAUUCACAUUGUUUAAAUUUCAGCCAUAUUCUAAUAACCGACUCCUUCAUGUUCGUUCUACGUGAGAUGACUUCCAAAGAAGGCUGGGCGGCCAUAAGAUCACGUGAUCAUCUUAAGGAUAUUUUAAAAAUAACAUCGAAGAAAAAACGUCCUGACGUUAUAACAUUUACGAUAUCAACUGGACCAGGUGACGAGGCGAAACGAAGGGCGAGAUUUAUUAUACCUAAUGCGCAAAAACAAGUACAGGAACUCAAAGCAUUUUUGAUAAGAACAUUUGGGGGAGAGUAAUGAAUAUAAUAUAAUAUGAUAGUAUGCAAAUAUUGUAAAUCACAUUCAUAGAAUGGAAAUGUAUUUUCAUCUGACAGUAAUAAUUUAUGUAGUGAAUUUUUCGGCUGAAUG
Molecule: messenger RNA, 18134 nt
Organism: Paramuricea clavata
Lineage: Eukaryota; Metazoa; Cnidaria; Anthozoa; Malacalcyonacea; Plexauridae
Source: the annotation of a GenBank genome assembly